Molecule: messenger RNA, 2466 nt
Organism: Aspergillus sclerotioniger CBS 115572
Lineage: Eukaryota; Fungi; Ascomycota; Eurotiomycetes; Eurotiales; Aspergillaceae
Exons: 6
Coding region: 26-2443 (805 amino acids)
Biological process (GO): DNA-templated transcription; positive regulation of transcription from RNA polymerase II promoter by galactose
Cellular component (GO): nucleus
Molecular function (GO): RNA polymerase II cis-regulatory region sequence-specific DNA binding; DNA-binding transcription factor activity, RNA polymerase II-specific; zinc ion binding
Source: RefSeq, a predicted model, not a curated record
CGGGCUUAGCUCAUACAGGUAUAGGAUGCCCCCAAAAUUGGGCGGUAUCGCCAAGCAACGCACCUCGCGCCGGAAGAUCGCAUUAGCAUGCGAUGCGUGCCGGGAGAAGAAGAUCCGCUGCGAUGGAGAAAAACCGGUCUGUGGGUCGUGUCUGCGACGGUCCUACGGAAUUGCCCAAUGUGCAUAUAGUAUGGAGAAUUCCAGAACGGCUAGUCAAGAAGAAUAUAUCCGGGCCCUGCGCUCGCGAAUUAAGGAACUCGAAGAUAUCUGUUUGCAAGCAGGAGUAUCGGCACCAGACCAACGUGAGGAUGCCUCAUACCAGAAAGACUGUCGUGUAAAUACUGCACGACCAAGCCAGCGUCAACGGUCAAGCCCCCAAACCGCCACCGGGGAUGACCAAGUGCGUCAAACACGUCCUGAAAUUGAACAGCAUGCAGUCGAGCAGGCGUCUAUAAUGCCAAGGAUUGGCUCAAGCCAUCAGCAACAGGGAGCAAAUCCCUUCCAUGAGAAAGUGACAAAUUCAGGCCGCGCCACUAUCCUUCGUGACGGCCUGAAUCUUAAUAUUACUCGAGGAAGGAGGGAUAUAUCGGAGGCAAGCUCGGUAUCGCCACACUUUGACAGUCCGGGCCAUGUCACCACAAUGGGACAGAUUUCCACGCCGGGUGGCGCCUUGGCGGUCCCGACCCCGGUCAGGGAAUACUAUGGAUCCUCAUCGACCGCAUCUCUGAUGAGGUUUGCGCGGGUUUCCAUUCCGUGGCAGUCGUCUGCGUCCAGUGCUGGCAUUGGUUCAGCUCACUAUCAGUUUUAUGAGUCUCCCAACACGCAAUAUCGGAUGAAUGAUUUUUCACUGCCCCCUCGCUCGCUAGCAGAUCACCUCCUCGACUGCUUUUGGGAGCAUAUAGCCUGCAUUUAUCCCUUUUUUGACCAACCGACCUUUGAGAUGGCAUAUGAUAACCUGUGGAAAUCCAAGGAAGAGAUGAAUGAGUUGCCAGAUAUUCACAUCGGUCUCGGGGGACAAUUCGACUCCAAUCCCAAAUCAAUCGUAUUCCAUUGCGCUCUGAAUGCGAUGUUUGCCCUUGGCUGUCAUUUCUCGGACAUUCCACUCCACGAGCGGGAGGCGACAGCACACUCCUUUUUCCUGCGCUCUAAACGUUUCGUAGGCCUGGAUUUGCUCGAGAUCCAUACGGUUGGAGUAGUCCAGGCUUUGCUGAUAGUGGCACUUUAUCUGCAGAGUAGCCCCUACCCGAGUAGGUGCUGGAAUGCGAUUGGGCUGGCCUGUCGUCUCGCCCAGGGCCUAGGCUUGCAUGAAGCCAAUCCAUCCUCAAUGAUGCCUCUGGAGACCGAAGUCCGCCGGCGAACAUGGCAUGGCUGCGUGAUGUUGGAUGUGUUUGUGAGCAUGACACACGGCCGUCCAAGCAUGACCAGCCAUCUGGCCCCAGUCCCGUUGCCUUAUUCGACAGGUGCAGUCCCGCCCACUAUGUAUUUCUAUAUGGGAACCAUUAAGCUAUAUCGCAUUUUGGAUAAAGUCCUAUCAGAUGUGUAUAACAUGUGGCGCAGUCGGUCGAGUGAGGGGGUGAAGUCCACAUUUUGGUCAGAAGGCAGUUUUGAUCCUUUGCUAGAACUGGAAAGACAACUGCAAUCAUUCAAAGCCGGUCUACCAUCAUGUCUCAAGUGGACUACGUCUGAGCGGCUAGAUCGUCCUGUCGAGUCGGCUAUUCUAGAUCGGCAGCGAAAUAUCCUUCGCUCACGAUACUAUUAUAUCCGUCUCUUACUCUACCGGCCAAUCUUCACCCAAGUCUGUUCGGAUAGUAGUCCGGUUACAAACCAGCAACGCAACGGUCCAGCCUGGAGAGAUGCGGAGAGUUCUCUUCAAUCCUGCAUCAUCAAUAAAUGUGCGGCUACCUGUGUGACCACUGCAAUUGACCUGGUUCAGUUGACCUACGAUACGUAUUUGACGCCAUUUACUGAUGCUUGGUGGUAUAAUGGUUUUUAUGCAUCCACAUGCGCCCUCGUCCUUAUCAUGGCAUCCUCGGUACCAUCGCUAUCCGACACAGUCAAUCCUGCCGUAAUCGAAGAAACCUGGAAGAAGAGCGAAACGGUCCUCACCCACAUGGCCACGUUUAGCCAAUCAGCACGAACCUCACUCCGCUUCUUACAAGCAGCGUUCAGUCAAACAGCUCACGGUCGGCCCUCGUCCCGUCCCAGUCCAAGGGACAUUCCAAAUCCCAGUCGAGGUAGCAUUCCUACCCACACAGCCGGUGCUCACUCUGCAGCAGAUGGACCUACUUCGUCCGUCCCACCCCAGACCAACACUCCAGGCUUGGAUUCAUCAUACUGGACAGACUCCGACUUUGGGUUUGGCUCGUUACAGGAUGACCUAGGUCUUCUUUCGUGGAUUGACGUUCCGGACAUGUGGCAAUGGUUAUCGCGUCCUGAUAUGUAAGAUGACCGAGCGGUCUAAGGUGC